CUAUAUGCAUCGUCUUAUAACGUGGCAUCCACCCAGCUUAUUCCCAUGUUCCCGAGCUGCGUGUGUUGCCCAGUCUUCCAAGACUGCUGUCUGCCGACGAACAAAUGGCAACACUGGACGAAGAGCCGACCGCAUUGUUUGCUAUUCCACCGAAACCGAGCUGCCUGAACCGCGCCCAACGACCCCACCUCCUCCGUUUGCACCUGUACACCGUCCAACGACAUCUGCUUUCAUCCACCCUCGUCCUCGGAGGGUUUCGCCUCCACCACACCCGUCUUUGCCUCCAUCAUUUGGUCGAAACCAAUUCCUUUCCGUACCCGAUGAGACGAAACUGAAACUGAACUCGGUUGUAGCAUCAUUCAACGCUCCGAUACGAUAUGCUUUUGCGUAUGGCAGUGGAGUGUUCCCUCAAACUGGAAAUGAUGUGGACCAACCCAAACCGAUGCUCGACUUCAUUUUUGCCGUGUCUUAUCCCGCGCACUGGCACUCCAUCAACAUGACUCAGAAUCCCAGCCACUAUCCUUUCUAUGCUCGUGCUCUGGGUUCUUCCUUUGUUUCUCAUGUGCAGCGCCAGUAUGGGGCUGGGGUUUGGUAUUGCACAUAUGUAUGUGUACAAGGCGAACUCAUCAAGUAUGGCGUGAUUUCAAUGGAUACGCUCUGUCAAGAUCUCCUGGAGUGGGACACUUUAUAUGUUUCGGGAAGGAUGCACAAACCAAUUCGGAUAGUGAAGGAUGAUGCGAGGGUUCGUUUGACGCAGCAAGUGAACCUGGUCAGUGCAGUGAGGGCAUCACUGUUGAUGCUACCCGAAGAAUUUACCGAGGAAGAGCUUUGGGCAUCGAUAGCUGGACUGAGCUACUCUGGAGACCCACGUAUGUCCUUACCUGGGGAGAAUCCCAACAAGAUUCGCAACAUUGUUUCGGCUCAGCAUGAGCAGUUUCAUGAGCUGUACGAACGGUUGGUUCGUGGAAUACCUGGAGUGCACUGGCGAGAAGGGUCUGGACGUAUCAAGCAAGAUUGCUCACCCAAAUACCGCGCUUCUUUGCUCCGGAAGUUACCGCAGAUUCCGCGGGAUCGCAUGCGGCAUCGAUAUGAUCAUUUGGCCAACCCGACACAACCAGAUGAAAGCGAUAACGAUGAAAACGGAUUCUGGAUGAAGGUCGCAGAAGAAAUGAAUAUGAAGAAUGGAUUAGCAUCUGAGUUAUCCACGAUCAUUCGACGCCCUGCCGUGACCCAGUCCUUGAAGGGCCUCAUCAGCGCCGGGCCAAUGAAGAGCACACGUUACGCAUUAUCCAAGGUAGGGAAGUGGUGGAGCAGCGGCAGUUCAUGACGACGCAUGAUUAUCCUAGUUACGCGCCUGUAACAGGUUGUUCG
Dacryopinax primogenitus is the source of this 1371-nucleotide messenger RNA. RefSeq names its product Mmp37-domain-containing protein. NCBI's taxonomy places the organism in Eukaryota, Fungi, Basidiomycota, Dacrymycetes, Dacrymycetales, Dacrymycetaceae. Gene Ontology annotation, molecular function: phosphatidate cytidylyltransferase activity. The transcript is spliced from 4 exons. Gene Ontology annotation, cellular component: mitochondrion. The record is from RefSeq and is a predicted model, not a curated record. The coding region runs from base 5 to 1327 and encodes 440 amino acids. Gene Ontology annotation, biological process: CDP-diacylglycerol biosynthetic process; cardiolipin biosynthetic process.